Monodelphis domestica (gray short-tailed opossum) is the source of this 4169-nucleotide messenger RNA. RefSeq names its product HAUS augmin-like complex subunit 7. The record is from RefSeq and is a predicted model, not a curated record. NCBI's taxonomy places the organism in Eukaryota, Metazoa, Chordata, Mammalia, Didelphimorphia, Didelphidae. Gene Ontology annotation, biological process: microtubule organizing center organization; spindle assembly. Gene Ontology annotation, molecular function: microtubule minus-end binding. Gene Ontology annotation, cellular component: HAUS complex.
GGAGGGGCGGGGAGGGUCAGGUGGGCGUGGUUGGAUGCGAGCUGCGCGCGAGCCCUCGUGACAUCAGCAGAUCCGACCAAUAGGAAGACGUGCCGGGCGAGCGCGCGGCUCUGAGGCCUGGUCGGUUCUGACUCCCAGGAGCUGAAGGGGCAAUGGCCGAAGGUUCGAAGGGACUCGGUGCUAGCGACAACGACCAGGACGCGGCGCAAGGAGAGAAAAAACAGUGGCAAGAGGAGUGGGAGGACGAGGACGAGGAGGAGUCUCAGCUCUCCCUGGAGGCUCUGAGGGUCCUGGACAGGCUAAAGGACAUAGACUGCCCCUUCCUUGAGGGUUUUUAUAUUACCGGACCAAAGACAAUAAAAGAGUUCCUGUGUACUCCCUCAAUUUACCGUUUGGGUAUUCUGGAAUGGUUGUUCAUAAGACUGUAUCCUCCCUUUGGGGAUUCCAUUGCAACUGUGCCGGACCCUGAGGCUAAAGAGAAAAUACGAGAGCUGACCAAACUUGGCAAUGAACUGAUGCUGUGUGGGCCAAAUGACCAGGAUCUCAUUAAGGGAUGUACUGAGGUGAAGGAUCAACUUUGUUUCUUUAAUAAGUUAAUUGAUCUGGUCACCAAUCUGGGCCCUGAAUAUGCCAGCAAUUUCUCCAGUGUGGAAGAGAACUUGCAGAGCUUGCCAAAGGACUACAAAAUGCUGCUGAAGAAGGCAUUUGAUCCAAGUUUACGCAAGGAGGUCCUAGAUCCCAAGUUGAACCCCUUGCCGGCGGACACGGACGCGUCCCGUCGUCGCACAAAGGAGGACCUUCACAGAACGGCAAUGGAGUCCAAGAAGUCCAAAGUGGAAGAGCUUUCCGACAAACUGACCAAGCUCACUGAAAUGCUGCAGACACACAAGGAAGAGGUCUUCAGUCAGAAGGAUGGUGUCAACAGACUGUUUUGGCCAAAUCCCACUAGGUCUCCUGAGCAGGGUUCUCCCCUCCAUGGGAAAAUGUCCCACCAAGGCAAUGGCCCCUUGGGCUUGAUCCUUUCGGAUUUCCAUCAGCUGGUCACUGCUUUUAUACAUGUUUUUGAGAAUGAGCUUCAGGACCACUGCCAUCGCCCGGCACCCCACAUCAGUCCAUGUGGUCUGCUCUUUCAAUCAGUAUAUGAAACUCUGACCCUCUUCUUGCAGGAGCUGAAAGCUGUCAAUGAAGUCACGAAUACCUCUGAGGAAGUGGAGACUAAAGCAGAGAAGCCACGUCGGGAGAAAGCCUAUUUGGGUGGAGACACCUGCAUGGUGACCUUGGUUGAAAAAAUGAAAGAGUUAAAACGGAUUUACGAAAUCUUCCAAGACAACCCUCACACAGCUGGAAGUAAGGAUGGAAGUUAAAUGUCCAUUCCACAGUUCCCCAACUACUUGGGACUUGGCUGUAUCAUGUUGGGGAAGAAGACUUUCAAAAACAAAAACAUGAAGAAAAUAAAGUGAAAAAGUAAUUUGCUUCAAUCUGCAUUCAGACUCCAUCAGUUCUUUCUCUGGAGGUGGAUAGUAAUUUUAGUCAUGAGUCCUUUGGAAUUGUCUUGGAUCAUUGUAUUGCUGAGAAUAGUGGAGUUCCUUAUUGCUGUAACUGUGUACAAUGUUCUCAUGGUUCUACUCACUUCACUUUGCAUCAGUUCAUGUAAGUCUUACCAGGUUUUCCUGUCAUCAUCCUAUUCCUCAUUUCUUACAGCAGAAUAAUAUUCCAUUCCAGUCAUAUACCACAACUUGUUCAGCCAUUCCCCAAUUGAUGGACAUCCCCUUAAUUUCCAAUUUUUUCCCACCACAAAAAAGAGCUGCUAUAAACAUUUUUGUAUAAAUAAGUCCUUUUCCUUCAAUUUCUUUGAGAUACAGACCAAAUAGUGGUAUUGAUGGAUCAAAGGGUAUGCACAGUUUUAUAGCCCUUUGGACACAGUUCCAAAUUGUUCUCCAGAAUGGUUAGAUCAGUUCACAACUCCACCAACAGUGCAUUAGUGUCCUAUUUUUCCCACAGCCCCUCCAAAAUUAUUAUUUUCCUUUUCUGUCAUAUUAACCAACCUGAUAGGUAUAAAGUACCUCAUUGAGUUGCUUUAGUUUACAUUUCUCUAAUCAACAGUGAUUUAGACCAUUUUUUUCAUAUGACUAUAGAUCACUUUGAUUUCUUUGUCUGAAAACUGCCUAUUCCUAUCCUCUGAUCACUUAUCAAUUGGGGAAUGACUUGUAUUCUUAUAAAUUUGUCUCAGUUCUCUAUAUAUUUGAGAAAUGGGGUCUUUUAUUAGAGAUACUUGCUGUAAAAUAAAAUUUCCCCAGCUUUCUGCUUUCCUUCUAAUCUUGGUUGCAUUGGUUUUUGUGCAAAACCUUUUUAAUUUAAUAUAAUCAAAAUUAUCCAUUUUACAUCUCAUAAUUCUCUCUCUUAUUUGGUCCUAAAUUCUUCCUUUAUCUAUAGAUCUGUCAGUUAAACUAUUCCAUGCAUCCUUAAUUUGCUUAUGGUAGCACUCCUUGUCUAAGUCAUGUACCCAUUUUGACCUUUUCUUGAUAUACAGUGUGAGAUGUUGGACUGUACCUAGUUUCUGCCAUUCAGUUUUCCUAGAAGAUUUUGUCAAAUAGUGAAAUCUUGCCCCCAAAGCUUGGAUCUUUGGGUUUAUCAAACACUAGAUUACUAUGGUCAUUUACUACUGUGUAUUGUGUACCUAAUCUAUUCCACUAACCCACCACUCUAUUUCUUAGCCAGUACCAGGUUGCUUUGAUGAUUACUGCUCCAGUUUGAGAUCUGGUAGGCUAAGCCACCUUUCUUCACAUUUUCAAAAAUUAAUUUUCUUGAUGUUCUUGACUUUUUGUUGUUUCAGAUGAAUUUUGUCUCCAUGAAAUAAUUUUUGGUAGUUUGGUAUAGCACUGAAUAAGUAUUAAUUAAUGUAGGUAGAAUUGUUGUUUUUAUUAUAUCGACUCAGUCAACCUGGAGCACUUAACAUUUUUCCAGUUGUUUAAAUCUGACUUUGUAUGAAAAGUGUUUUGUAAUUGUGUUCCUGAGUUUGCCCUGGCAGGUAGACUCUCAGUUAUUUAUUUUUUUGCAUCGAUAUUCAUUAGGGAAUUUGACCUAUUGUUUUUUUUUGUUUGUUUGUUUUUACUCUUCCUGGUUCAGGUAUCUGCACCAUAUUUGUGUUGUAAAAGAAUUUGAUAGGACUCCUCCUUUGCCUGUUUUUCCAAAUAGUUUAUGUCAUAUUGGAAUUAAUUGGCUUUCCAUGUUUGAUAAAUUCAUUUGUGAAUCCAUCUGGUCCUAGGGAUUUUUCUUAGGGAGCCUUGGUCAAUUUCUUCUUUUUAAAAAAUAUAAUUAAUUUUUCUCAAUUAUACAUAAUAACAGUUUUUAACAUUUGUUAAAAUGUUGGGGUUGGGCCUUGAUGUUGGCUUCUCAGUGUGGCAUGUAUUAGACUAUUCCCCUAUUACUGCAGUGAAACAGAUCUUUCCUGCCAAAGUUCCAAAUUAUAUUGAGCAGGAAAAUUGCCUCCCCCCAUCCUUUUGUUGGUUCUGCCACUCCAGAAUUCAUUUUGAGGCAUUAUUUUAAGGUUGUUUGGAGAGGAAUUUUGGGAGAGUUUAGGGAUUCGCUGCCUCUACUCUACCAUCUUGGCUCCUCCUCCAGCACCUGUACUUUUUUUUUAAAACCUUUACCUUCCAUCUUAGAAUCAAUAUUGUGUAUUGGUUCCAAGGCAGAAGAAGUGGUAAAGGCUUGGCAGUGGAGGUUAAGUGACUUACGCAGCUAGGAAGUGUCUGAGGCCAUACCUGCACUUUUAAAAUUUCCUUUUGCUUUUUCAAAAAUAAUAUUUAUUUUUUUUAACUUGAAUCUGACAAGGGGCAGAUAGGUGGGUCAGUGAAUAGAGAGCUAGACUUGGAGAUUCAAGAUUCUGGGUUCAAAUUUGGCCUCAGAUACUUCCUGACUGAGUGACCCUGGGCAAGUCACUUAAUCCGAUUGCUUAGCCCCUACUAUUCUUCAGCCUUGGAAACAAUACUUACUAUGGAUUCUAUGACAAAAAGUAAGGGGUUUUUUUUGUUUGUUGUUUUCAAUUUGAAAUUGACAAGCACCAGCGAGGGACAGACGGAAACAGAGGAUUGUACAUGAAACCACAAAUCUAAUUAUGUACACCUUAUUUUUAAAGAAGCAUAUAAUAAAAUCACCAUGUUAGUUUCAAA